AAAUGGUCAAGUCCACAGACAUCUUGCUUAUGGUUGUUACUAUACUUUUCCCGCCAGCCGCUGUCGCUUUCAUAUCUGGCUGCUCCUGUGAUUUGCUAAUAAAUGUUGGUUUAUCUCUUCUUGGAUAUCUCCCUGGACACAUCCACGCAUUCUGGCUGAUAUUCAAGCGUAUGGCUGCAGAGGAGAAAUAUGGUUACAAAGGAUUUAGAUACCUCGGAAGCGGAAAAUAUGAGAGUAUAGAUGGUCUCACGACAGAGCCACAUCAGCCGCCACCUGCCUACGGUGCCACAGACAACGCUUGAUGUCUUUUUUCGCCGCUGCAUAUGUUAGCUCAUUUUUUCAAUAUAUUCUUGUACUAUUACUUUAACAUCAACUUCAAACAUCG
This is a messenger RNA of Wallemia mellicola CBS 633.66, 385 nucleotides long. Its product is annotated as UPF0057-domain-containing protein. Gene Ontology annotation, cellular component: membrane. Lineage: Eukaryota; Fungi; Basidiomycota; Wallemiomycetes; Wallemiales; Wallemiaceae. The annotation marks the transcript as partial. The record is from RefSeq and is a predicted model, not a curated record. The transcript has 5 exons.